Molecule: messenger RNA, 381 nt
Organism: Penicillium vulpinum
Lineage: Eukaryota; Fungi; Ascomycota; Eurotiomycetes; Eurotiales; Aspergillaceae
Product: Short-chain dehydrogenase/reductase SDR
Exons: 3
Coding region: 1-381 (126 amino acids)
Molecular function (GO): oxidoreductase activity
Source: RefSeq, a predicted model, not a curated record
AUGGGGGCCGCAUCUCAAAAGAUCGCCUGGCCCAAUUGCCAUGUCAUUCCGGGCAGUCGCCAACUGAACAACGGAGAGGAAGCCGUGAAGAAGCUACAAGCCGACACAGAUGUCAAAAGAACCGUGUCAGGCAUUGAACUCGAUGUGACUGAGGACAAGUCUGUAGACGCCGCCGCAGAGAAGGUGGCUGUAGACUACGGCUGUCUAGACAUCCUGGUCAACAAUACCGGCAUCGUUUCGCUGGCAAACCCCCCUUCCCAGAAGAAAUACCGCAACGUGCUGAAUACCAACGUUGUGGGUUCUCUCACUGCGCGCCCACUGAGGGGCGUGAUUGGCUGCUCAAACGAAGAUGAAGCUAAAGUGUAUAUAGUAAACAUUUAA